This is a messenger RNA of Penicillium crustosum, 210 nucleotides long. RefSeq lists its product as uncharacterized. The coding region runs from base 1 to 210 and encodes 69 amino acids. The transcript has 2 exons. NCBI's taxonomy places the organism in Eukaryota, Fungi, Ascomycota, Eurotiomycetes, Eurotiales, Aspergillaceae. The record is from RefSeq and is a predicted model, not a curated record.
AUGUACAUCGAUGGGUCGCAUUGUGGUGUUGCUGGUACCGAGGGCGCUUAUGGAAUUCUUCUUUAUGACUUUGAGCAUGAACGUGGUCUCGAAGUUGUGGGUAUUACGCAGACGGAGGAGCAGGAUGCUCGGAAUGGGAGGGGGAGGAAUGAGAGGAGGAAGGACGGCGAGCGUGGAACGUGGUGGUCGUCGUUCGUUGUAGGAUGGUGA